This is a messenger RNA of Teleopsis dalmanni, 1495 nucleotides long. RefSeq names its product jerky protein homolog-like. Gene Ontology annotation, molecular function: DNA binding. The record is from RefSeq and is a predicted model, not a curated record. Gene Ontology annotation, cellular component: nucleus. Lineage: Eukaryota; Metazoa; Arthropoda; Insecta; Diptera; Diopsidae. Bases 325 to 1038 code for a protein of 237 amino acids. The transcript has a single exon.
AGAAUCGCGGAAAAGUUAACUCUCGAAAAAGUUAAUCUCGCGGAAAAGUUAACAGCAUUUCGGCGUCCACGUAGCGCUCUAAAAAGUUAACUUCGAAGUUAACUUUUCCGAGCGUAUGAAUUUUUUUUUUGAAAUCAACCGUUUCUUUGCCGACACAAGCCAGUGCGAGCUCUAGUUUUGAUUAUGGGUAUUCCCCGAAUAUUCUAUUUUCUUUCUGUUUUGUUUUGUGCUCCAAACAUAUGUUUUCAUUCUUGUCGCAAAUUACCUUGAUUGAAUUGUUCGGUAGCGUUUGAGUUGAUUAGUUGUGAAUUUUUUAUUAAAAAAAUGUCAAAAAUACAGAAAAAACGGCAAAUCAGAUUAAAUUUGCAACAAAAAGUAGAUAUAUUAAGAAAACUUGAUGACGGUAUUGCGGGAAAUCGAAUAGCGCUGCAUUAUGGUGUGUCUAAAGUAGCCAUCAGUAAAAUAAACAAAAAACGCCAAGAAAUUUUAAAAACAGUGGCGGCCACUUAUGAAAGUGCAGAGAAGAAAACACUCCAUAAGUCGGAAUAUCCUGAUCUGGAGGUAAACUUGUACAAUUGGUUCCUGAAUCAACGGCAGCGUAAUUGUGCAGUGACUGGUGCCAUCUUAAAAUCAAGAGCUAAACUCGAAUUUGAAAUUCUGUAUCCGGGAAAAAAAUUUAGUGCAAGUGAUGGAUGGCUGGCAAAUUUUAAAAAACGGCACGGUAUUCGCCUUCUCAAAAUUUGUGGGGAAAUUCUUUCGAGCGAUACACCGAAAAUAACUCCGUUUGUACAUAGUCUACGAGCAAAAAUCAAUGAAAUGGGCAUCUCCGACUCCCAACUAUAUAACGCAGAUGAAUCUGGACUAUUUUAUCGUUUAUUACCGGACAAAACAUUUGUCGCAGCAAACGAACAUGCCGCACCGGGAAGAAAAACUGUUAAGGAAAGAAUUACAUUUUUGUUGUGUGCAAACGCAGAUGGUUCGCACAAGUUGAAGCCGUUGCACAGUGUAACGAGUGCGGACAAAAAUCAUAAAAAAUGAAGGUUAUUGGAAUUGGAAAAGCGGUUUACAUAUUGAUAGGUAAUACUUCUACUAAGAAAAAUCUGAAAUAUUUUUCAAAAAUUUCUAUGCAUGGGACCACAUCUUCUCAUCAAAGUCACUCUAAUUAGAUCUUAAUUUUUUUUUUGAAAAAACCUAAGUUUAUAGCAAUGCACUUUCAAGCCAUAUAUUAGUUUUUUUUAGGUACAACUCUGCAUAAAAUGCAUAUAUGAGUAAAAUAUAUAAUUUAGUAAGUCCGUUAACACUUUGAUUUAUUUUGUUUUGAUUCCUAUUUUCAUUUUACCGUUAUUCUAAAAAAGUAAAUUCGCGCGCGUGAUCAGUUCAUAAAAGUUAAACUUUAAAAGUCUUUUUCUCAAAAUUAUAUCAAUUUAUAUUUCUAAUUUUUUGACAAAUUACUUAUUCAAGUAUGUACUUAAAGAAUAUCUAAAAAUUAUUUGCA